CCGGCACAUCCGAAUAUUCGCCGUAAUACUACGCUUUGCAGGGUCGACUGGGUAGGUCAAUGAGCGCACCUGCUCCGAGGGUUGACAUCAAGGGUAACAACUCGUCGUAUAAGGAGGCGGCAGCUUACCUGGGACCCAGACUCAAUAUCCGCUAUCUCGUCCUCGUUAUCUGUGCUGCUUUUGUUUCGCUGUUCAGCCUCAACUUCAGCGCCGUACACACCAGCGACUCCGCACCCGAAUGGCGGGAUAAUAUCUGGCCAUACCGCGAACAGACACCCUGGGACAUAUCCACCGACUUUGCGUACCCACGACUACUCGAAUACGACGUUGAGGAAGGGACAUGGUUGCGUUUGGAUGUGCAUCCUACGACAGGGGAUAUUGUCUUUGACAUGCUUGGGGAUUUGUACUGCAUCCCAGGUGACGAGCAAGAUCGUCGCAGUGUAGCGAGAGCCCGCCCAGUCUUGCUUGGUGUUCCCUAUGAUUCGGACCCCCAUUUCUCACCAGACGGUGACAGGAUUGUGUUUCGCAGUGAUGCAGGCCUGGGAGUGGAGAAUAUCUGGGUCAUGGCCUGGCGUGGGUGUCGCGACAUGGACGUCAGGCCGGGGACCGUCACCUACGACGAUAGGCAAACCGAUCGCUUAAAACGUGAGGGCCGGCUUGAAGCGAGACGUGUAACGAAUGAGACAUUUCGCUGGGUGUCUGACGCACGAUUCCAUCCAUCGGGUAACAAGAUAAUCGCAUCCAAAUGGUACACAUCAAAAAUCACUCUUUCUGCGUCGGAAGGGUGGGAGUACGAUGUCCCGCUGCUCGCAGACGGACCCCAGAAACCGAUCAAGCCGCAGAGCGGCCGUCGCAUCCUGGGCAGGACUCUUCCUGUUGGUAUGACGGUUGAUGACUAUGAUAAUCAACAGAUAGGCCCCGAGCAAUUCCUUUGGAGGAACAACGAUACCCUCAUCUACGCCAAGAACGUCCAAGAUUCAUUUACGAUUUCCGAGGGUAAAGACAUACAUAAGGGCGUUUACUCCAUAUUUUCUCUGAAUGUGACCAGCGGAGAGGAGGAGACCAUUGUUGAUGCUUUUCCCGGGGGCGCUAGCCGACCGCAGUUGUCUCGGGAUGGACGAACUCUCGCGUUUGUUCGACGAGCAAGAGAUCAUGAAGUUCUUGUUCUGAAGGAUCUUAACACCGGUACCAUUCACCAUGUCUUCGACGGCCUGACAUAUGACUUAAGCUCGGUCUGGGCACCUAUGGGGACAUACCCCUCCUUUGCGUUUACUCCCACAGGCAAUGCUGUUAUCAUCUGGGGAGCCGGUCAAAUACAUCAUAUUCCUUUGGCUAGUAACCGGGACGGGGAGCGGGUCGCGAGUGGGACCCCGCAUCCUAUCCGAUUCCGUGCUCAUAUCGAAAUGCAAAUGGCAGAAACUAUCAAAGGCGGUGUGGAUCUGCUUUCGUUGGAGACUCAGGCUAGCAUGAGGGUACAUGCUUUCAAGGAGCUCCAUAUAGACGACUCUGGGGGACGAGCAGUAUUACAAGCUGCUGGAGUGACCGUUGUCCAGCCUAUUGGGAGCCAGGAAGUGAUGUCGGUACCGAUUCUUCACCGCGGUUACCCGUAUUACUCGCCAUCUUUUGUCUCUGGUUCUAGCGAUUUAAUCGUUCACUGCCGGUGGUCAGACACUGACUUCACCUCGUUCGAAAUAGCUGAUCUGUCGUCGGGAUUCGCGUACAAAAUCGAGGGAUUGCCUCUCGGACGAUAUCUUGCUCCCGCUAUUUCGCCGGGCACGAACAGGCAACGAAAGAUUGCAUUCGUAAAGACUGCUGGAGAUUCAUUGACCGGGACGAUCGUAGCCACUGCACGCCCGGGGCUUUACUUUGCAGACUUGACCUUACCCAUAAGGGGAGAACACGAUAAUGUUCUGUUGUACAAUCUAAAAUUUAUCCCUUCAAACAUCGCUUACAACGACCGUGUAAUCAGCCUGCGAUUUCUUGAUCAGUAUCAGCUUCUGGUGGAAGAACCUAGACGCACGUUCGUCACUGAUGCUUCCAAUUCUUACAAGCAACAGAUCCUUGCAUCCGGGAAAAUGUCAAACAAAGUCUCUGUCUCAGCCGAUAACCUUGUGGCUUUUGUCGAAUUCCAACAUGUGUAUCUCGCCUGUGGUCGCGAUAUCCAGCCCGGUGAACAACUUUGGGCGAAACCAGGCAAAGCUACGAAGGGUUUGGCGAGGUUGAGUCUUCACGGUGGACAUGAUGUUACGUGGAGUGGGAAUGGGAAAAAAUUAUGUUGGCUCUCUGGUCCUACACUGUUUUCACUGGAAGUCUCCCGUCUCAAGACAUGCCUUACUAGUAUCAAGAACGAUCCCUCGACUUUUGGUAUAGAGUGCGUGAAAGAUCUUGUCAAAUCGCAAGAAAUCUUCGUUCAACAUUCCACGGAUAUUGCACGUCUGAAAGAAGAGGCGAAGGCUUCUGGAUGGUCGGGUGUCGUGGCUGUAUACAAUGCGACCCUUUUGACAAUGGAAACUGGCCUCAUCGAAAAGGAUCUUAUCAGGCAGGGAGUUAUGUUGGUCAAGGAUGGUGUAAUCCAAGCUGUCGGCCCUGUUGGUGGCGUUUCUGUUCCCGACGAUGCUGUCAAAUUCAAUGCCAAUCAGGGAUUUGUCAUACCUGGUUUUAUAGAUGUUCACUCCCACUGGGGAGGCUACCUUGUUCCCUUCCCUGCCAAAUCAUGGGAAAUGCAGAAUUUCCUUGCCUAUGGUGUAACCACAAUGCACAAUCCUAGCUCGGAUACAGUUGGAGCCUUCAUAGAGCGCAGUCGUUUAGAGAGUGGGCAAUUCAUUGGGCCUCGGAUCUUGACUACGGGGUCUGUUAUUUUUGGUGGGGGAUGGGAGGGAUUGCAUGAAGAGAUUGUGAAUAUGGAUGAAGCGGUAUCUGCGCUGACGAGGAUUAGGGCUGAAGGCGGGCCAGUGAGUUUGUCGUAUAAGAAUUAUCAGCUGCCUUCGCGUGCUUCUCGUCAACGACUAUUGAAAACGGCUCGUGAUAUGGGCUUGCUUUGUGUUCCUGAAGGUGGUGGUUAUUAUGAUUGGGACCUAACAUAUAUUAUAGAUGGCAUGACGACUGUUGAACAUGCUUUGCCUGUCUCCGUUUUGUAUGAUGAUGUCCUUACGCUGUGGUCACAAAGCGGUACAGGCUCUACGCCAACACAUAUCGUCAGCUAUGGAGGCGUUUUUGGAGAACAGUAUGUUUGGGCGACUCAAGACAUUCCGAACGACCCAAAGCUAAGACGGUUUUCGCGACACGAUAUUUUAGAACGACUACACGAAUCGACAGCGCGGCCAUUGACCUCAUAUGCUCUAUUCAAUGUUUCAUUAUCCACGGCUAAAAUGGUGAGAACGGGCCUGAGGACGCAUAUUGGGGCACACGGGGAGAAACCGCUAGGAUUCAAUUACCAUGAGGAGAUGGCAUUCACGAAGUAUGGAGGCCUGACAAAUUACGAGGUUCUCCAGGCAGCAACAUCGUCGGCUGCCAUCACAUUUGGGCUUUUUGGCUCAGUUGGCUCGUUGUCUAUAGGAAAGUUAGCGGACUUUCUUAUAUACCCUCCGGAUUUUGAUCUGCUCGACGGUCCCAUACACGGCACGAAAGAGCUGAUGUACGUCGCUCGGGGGGGAAGAAUAUGGGAGGCUCACACCAUGACAGAACAAUGGCCGGUGAAAGGUAGAGUCCAAACCAUGCCUCCGUAUAACCCGGAUCCAGUGUAAUGAAGUUUGAUCUCCACGACGAGCUGAUCUAUAUUGUCGCUCAAUAAAAUACAUAAUACCCUUCGGC
This is a messenger RNA of Guyanagaster necrorhizus, 3810 nucleotides long. RefSeq lists its product as uncharacterized. The transcript is spliced from 13 exons. The record is from RefSeq and is a predicted model, not a curated record. Bases 60 to 3743 code for a protein of 1227 amino acids. Gene Ontology annotation, molecular function: hydrolase activity, acting on carbon-nitrogen (but not peptide) bonds. Lineage: Eukaryota; Fungi; Basidiomycota; Agaricomycetes; Agaricales; Physalacriaceae.